Molecule: messenger RNA, 945 nt
Organism: Penicillium verhagenii
Lineage: Eukaryota; Fungi; Ascomycota; Eurotiomycetes; Eurotiales; Aspergillaceae
Exons: 1
Coding region: 1-945 (314 amino acids)
Biological process (GO): peptidyl-proline hydroxylation to 4-hydroxy-L-proline
Cellular component (GO): endoplasmic reticulum
Molecular function (GO): L-ascorbic acid binding; procollagen-proline 4-dioxygenase activity; iron ion binding
Source: RefSeq, a predicted model, not a curated record
AUGGCUACAUCGCAGAUUCCAGAGGACUUCCUCCGAGGAUCCUCUCAGGAUGCCACAAUUCAUCGCAUCGACUUCACCAAAACAACACCUGCCAUAUUAGCGUUCAAAAACAAUUUCGCUGCGGUGAUAGACAAUUUCAUGACCGAGGAGGAAUGCAAAGAGCUCCUUCAGAUUGCAGAAAAAUCCGCACCCCUUGACGAUGUCAAGUCCCAAACAAACAGCCCAGUCUGGAAGCGUGCGAUGAUCAAUGCAGGCGGGGGCAAAGAAGUCAUGUCUGUGGACAGUCGUAAAAGCGGACGAAUUAUUUUCGACUCUCCAGAUAUCGCACAACGAAUUAUGGAUCGUUUACAGCCUUUUAUGCGCGGCUUUGAUCUUGAAAUAAUACACAACCAACCUAUGAUUACCGGGCUUGGUCCCGCAAAACGUGGGGAAACGUAUCAUCUAUCCAAGUUAAAUGAGCGACUUCGUUUCCUCCGUUAUGAAGGGGGAGAUUAUUUCCGGCCACAUUGGGAUGGAUGCUAUGUUACUCCCGAUGGUAAGGAACGGUCGCUAUUGACUAUUCAUCUGUACUUGAAUGGGGAUGGUGAGCAGGAUUUGGAUGAACUGUUGCCGGAGAUUGUGCGUGCCGAGAAGAGAAAUACCCUGUUUGUGCAGGACGGAGAGGUGGACCUGAAGGAUGUUCUUGGAGAUGAGCGGUCUGAUUCUCCUAGAGGUUAUGAGUCUACGGCCGCAGAAUCACUGAAAGGCCAGGAGAAGUUGCUUGGCGGGGCUACCUCAUUCACCGACGAUUAUCGAAUGCGAGAUGUUGUCCGCGUAUUUCCCAAGACAGGUUCUUUGUUGAUUUUCCAGCAGCGGAACUUGAUGCAUUGUGGCGAUGAUGUUUUCCGGGGUGUGAAAUAUACUGUUCGAUCAGAUGUGAUGUAUACAAGCAACUCGGGCGAAUGA